CGGGGGCGCCCGCAGCGCAAGUCUCCCCUCAGUACCGCAACUGGAGCCGCGCAAGCAGCAGCGGAGAGCCAGUCCAAGACCGCACCUAGGAGUCGCGCCCGGAGGCAACGCGCCCGCAGUGCCCGUUGCGCCCCGGCUGGCAUGGGGAGGCCCGGCUGAGCGCCGCACCCCACUGCUGAGACCCGCCCGCUCUUCAACCGCGGCCCUUGCGCGCACGGGCGAUGGCGAAAGCGACGUCCGGCGCGGCAGGGAUGGGGCUGAAGCUGGUUUUGCUGCUGCCGCUGCUGGGCGAAGCCCCACUGGGCCUCUACUUCUCAAGGGAUGCUUACUGGGAGAAGCUGUAUGUGGACCAGCCAGCUGGCACCCCGCUGCUCUAUGUCCACGCUUUACGGGAUGCCCCUGGAGAAGUGCCUAGCUUCCGCCUGGGCCAGUACCUCUACGGCGUCUACCGCACACGGCUGCACGAGAAUAACUGGAUCCGUAUCCAAGAGGACACUGGCCUUCUCUACCUCAACCAGAGCCUGGACCACAGUUCCUGGGAACAGCUCAGCAUCCGCAAUGGCGGCUUCCCCUUGCUCACCAUCUUCCUCCAGGUCUUCCUGGGGUCCACAGCCCAGCGAGAGGGUGAAUGCCAUUGGCCAGGCUGUGCCCGAGUGUACUUCUCUUUCAUCAAUGACUCCUUCCCAGAUUGUGGCGCCCUCAGAUCCCGGGAUCUCUGCAUCCCGGAGUCAGGCCUGUCCUUCCGCAUCAGGGAGAACAGGCCCCCUGGCAUCUUCUAUCAGUUUCACCUGUUGCCUGUGAAGUUCCUUUGCCCCAACAUCAGUGUGGUCUACAGGCUCUUGGAAGGGGAGAACCUGCCCUUCCAUUGCAACCGAGACCUAGAGGUGAGCACUCUCUGGGCCCUCGACCGGGAGCUUCAGGAGAAGUAUGUGUUGGAGGCAGAGUGCAUUGUGGACACUAGUGCCAAGGAGGAGAAGGUGACCGUGUCCUUCCCAGUGACGGUGUAUGAUGAGGACGACUCGGCACCCACCUUCCCCGGAGGCGUGGACACCGCCAGUGCUCUGGUGGAGUUCAAGCGGAAAGAGGGCACUGUGGUGGCCACUCUGCAAGUGUUCGAUGCAGAUGUGGUGCCAGCAUCUGGGGAGCUGGUGAGACGCUACACAAGCGCACUUCUCUCAGGGGACCCCUGGGCCCAGCAGACCUUCCGGAUAGAACACUCACCCAAUGAGACGAUGGCCCAGGCCAACAACAACUCCGUGCGGGCAACCGUGCACAAUUACAAGCUGGUUCUCAACCGGACCGUUCCCAUCUCAGAGAGCCGGACCCUGCAGCUGGCGGUCCUGGUCAAUGACUCGGACUUCCAGGGGCCUGGGACAGGUGUCGUCAUCCUCCAUUUUAACGUGUCUGUGCUGCCUGUCACCCUGAACCUCCGCAGUUCCUACUCCUUCCCAGUGAACAGAAGGGCCCGCCGUUACGCCCAGAUCGGGAAGGUCUGUGUGGACAACUGUCAGGACUUCAGCGGCAUCAACAUCCAGUACAAGCUGCAGCCCUCCGCCACCAACUGCAGUGCCCUGGGUGUGGUCACCUCAGCCGAGGACACCUCGGGGACCCUAUUCGUAAACGACACAGAGGCCCUGCGGCGCCCUGAAUGUACCGAGCUUCAGUACACCGUGGUGGCCACUGACCGGCCAACCCGCAGGCAGGCCCAGGCUUCAUUGUUCGUUACAGUGGAGGGGACAUCUAUUGCUGAAGAAGUGGGCUGCCCCAAGUCCUGUGCAGUCAACAAGAGACGACCCGAGUGUGAGGAGUGUGGUGGCCUAGGCUCUCCAACCGGCAGGUGCGAGUGGCGUCAAGGAGAUGGCAAAGGCAUCACCAGGAACUUCUCCACCUGCUCACCCAGUACCAGGACCUGCCCGGAUGGCCACUGUGAUGCUGUGGAGAGCCGGGAUGUCAACAUCUGCCCCCAGGACUGUCUCCCCCGUGGCAGCAUUGUUGGGGGCCACGAACCGGGGGAUCGUCGGGGGAUCAAAGCUGGCUAUGGCGUCUGCAACUGUUUCCCUGACGAAAAGAAGUGCUUCUGCGAGCCAGAGGAUAGUCAGGGCCCACUGUGCGAUGAGCUGUGCCGCACAGUGGUGAUGAUCGUGAUCAUCUGCUGCUUAGUCAUCUCUGUCAUGCUGACCAUGUUCUUCUGCUACCACAAGCAUGCGCACAAGCCACCCAUCGCCUCGGCGGAAAUGACCUUCUGCAGGCCGGCCCAGGGCUUCCCAAUCAGCUAUUCCUCUUCGGGCACCCGCCGGCCCUCACUCGAUUCCAUGGAGAACCAGGUCUCUGUGGAGUCUCUCAAGAUCCCGGAAGAUCCGAAGUGGGAGUUUCCGCGGAAGAACUUGGUCCUAGGGAAAACCCUGGGAGAAGGCGAGUUUGGAAAGGUUGUCAAGGCCACAGCUUUCCGUCUCAAAGGCCGGGCAGGGUACACCACGGUGGCCGUGAAAAUGCUGAAAGAAAACGCCUCCCAGAGUGAAUUACGAGACCUGCUGUCUGAGUUCAACCUCCUGAAACAAGUCAACCAUCCACACGUCAUCAAGCUGUACGGGGCCUGCAGCCAGGACGGGCCACUUCUUCUCAUUGUGGAGUAUGCCAAGUAUGGCUCCCUGCGUGGGUUCCUUCGUGACAGCCGCAAGAUUGGGCCUGGCUACGUGGGCAGCGGAGGCAGCCGCAACUCCAGCUCUUUAGACCACCCCGAUGAGCGGGUACUGACCAUGGGUGACCUCAUCUCCUUCGCCUGGCAGAUCUCAAGGGGUAUGCAGUACUUGGCUGAGAUGAAGCUUGUACAUCGGGACUUGGCUGCCAGGAACAUCUUGGUGGCUGAAGGACGGAAGAUGAAGAUUUCUGACUUUGGCCUGUCCCGAGAUGUUUAUGAAGAAGAUUCGUAUGUGAAGAAAAGCAAGGGCCGGAUUCCUGUCAAAUGGAUGGCGAUCGAGUCCCUUUUUGAUCACAUCUAUACCACUCAAAGUGAUGUGUGGUCCUUUGGGGUACUGCUAUGGGAGAUCGUGACCCUUGGAGGCAACCCCUACCCUGGAAUUCCUCCUGAACGACUCUUCAACCUUCUGAAGACGGGCCACAGGAUGGAGAGGCCUGACAACUGCAGUGAGGAAAUGUACCGCCUGAUGCUGCAGUGCUGGAAGCAGGAGCCAGACAAGAGGCCAGUAUUUGCUGACAUCAGCAAGGAUCUGGAGAAGAUGAUGGUCCAGAGCAGAGACUACCUGGACCUGGCUGCAUCUACCCCUUCGGACUCACUGCUUUAUGACGAUGGCCUCUCAGAGGAGGAGACGCCCCUGGUGGACUGUAACAGUGCUCCCCUCCCGCGCUCCCUCCCUUCCACAUGGAUUGAAAACAAACUCUAUGGCAUGUCAGACCCGAACUGGCCUGGAGAGAGUCCUGUACCACUCACGAGAGCCGAUGGCACUAGCACUGGGUUCCCAAGAUAUGCAAAUGAUAGUGUAUAUGCUAACUGGAUGGUUUCACCCUCAGCGGCAAAAUUAAUGGACACAUUUGAUAGCUAACAUUUCUUUGUGAACGGUAAUGGACUCCCAAGGGGAAGAAACAUGCCAAGAGCACCAAGCCCACCGGCCCCUCUGUGCACAUCACACUGGCCAAGACCAGCCCCAGGGGCAGACUUGUUUACUGUAGUUUGUUUUAGCUGGUUUCCAAAGUGGUUUUACUUCCAGUAGCUGGUGGUCCUCCCUC
Molecule: messenger RNA, 3744 nt
Organism: Acomys russatus (golden spiny mouse)
Lineage: Eukaryota; Metazoa; Chordata; Mammalia; Rodentia; Muridae
Gene: Ret
Product: ret proto-oncogene
Exons: 20
Coding region: 222-3560 (1112 amino acids)
Biological process (GO): positive regulation of kinase activity; cell surface receptor protein tyrosine kinase signaling pathway; protein phosphorylation
Cellular component (GO): axon; membrane; signaling receptor complex
Molecular function (GO): transmembrane receptor protein tyrosine kinase activity; ATP binding; calcium ion binding
Source: RefSeq, a predicted model, not a curated record